CCUCCCCCUCUUCCCCGUCGGGCGAGGAGUCGCGCCCUGGUGGUUACUCCCCUUCGCGGUCUCUCACGCUCUCCGAUGUCGUCUAGCGCAGGCCCGAAUACUUGUAUACAGUUGCUUGCUGUUCGUCACCUUCCCCGUUCUUUCCACCUGCACUUGGAGAAAGGGGCUCUGCGCCCAGAAGGAAUGUGAAUGUUACAGUUAGGAUUUCGAUCCUUUUUCAGUUCACUUCAGUCCAGUCCCUGGGUCGUGUCCGACUCUUUGCGACCCCGUGGACUGCAGCACGCCAGGCCUCCCUGUCCGUCACCAACUCCCAGAGUUUACUCAAACUCAUGUCCAUUGAUUUGGUGAUGCUAUACAGCCAUCUCAUCCUCUGGCGUCCCCUUCUCCUGCUUUCAAUCUUUCCCAACAUCAGAGCCUUUUCAAAUGAGUCAGUUCUUCACAUCGGGUGGCUAAAGUAUUGGAGUUUCAGCUUCAACAUCAGUCCUUCCAAUGAACACUCAGAACUGAUUUCCUUUAGGAUGGACUGGUUGGAUCUCCUUGCAGUCCAAGAGACUCACAAGAGUCUUUCGAACAUCACAGUUCAAAAGCAUCAGUUUUUCGGCGCUCAGCUUUCUUUGUAGUCUAGCUCUCACAUCCGUACAUGACUACUGGAAAAACCAUAGCUUAUUUUAAACAAAUCUAAACUCGUCUUCCGGCUCGGAAUACUGUCUCUUUGGUGAAUGUAAUGGUGCUUCUGAAAAGAAUAGGCCUUCUCCUUUAUUUGGGUCCAGUGAGUCUCUAUUCUUACUGAUUUUCUGUCUACUUCUUUUGUCGAUUUCUGAGCAGAAUGUUGAAAUCUGCAUUUGUGGAUCGCUUUCCCUUUUCAGUUCUAUCGGAUUUGGAUUCAUAGAUCCUGAGGCUCUACUAAUAGGUCUGUACCCCAUUUCAGAUUAAAGUGGAAGUAACCCUGUUAAUUAGGAUUUUAUCCACUUAGGUUCUGCUUAUCCUAGGAAGUAUAAAGCCCAUGAGGGCAGGAAUUAUAUAUUUUAUCUCUGUAUGUUUUCAUCCAGCACAAGAUCUGAUUCAUGCUACAGGCUACAUAUGCAGUAAUUGGCGGAUGAAUAAAUGAAAGAAUCUCUCUCCGCCCCUAAGAUUUGGUCCCUUUGUUUCCCAGACAGAGCUUUGUGAAGAGACUAAGAGCAAAUCCUGGCUCUGUGGGCACUUCUCUCUGGUAAACACAUGCUUUAUUUGGGAAGCCUGCACUGUGGCAGAAUUGUAACAGGUACUACGUAUAUAGUGGAAAUAACGUUUCCUCAUUCUUGAGAGCUUAUAUCACAUGAGGUUUUAUGUCUCUUUCUGUGUGUGUGUGUGUGUGUGUGUGUGUGUGUGUGUGUGUGUGUAAUUAUUAUAAGAAAUUGUCUCACACAGUUAUGGAGGCUGAGGAGUUCUUAGAGGAUCUAAUUCUUCUAAGAGGACAGUUGUCUUUUUUUAGUUCUUGAUUGUCCCAUGUUACCAGGUGUGAAGUCCUGUGUCUGAGCAGCAGAAACCAGAUAUUGAAAUUCAGAGGAGGGAAAGUCAUUACUGGCCAGAACGACCAGGGUGACUGUCUGUAGAUGCAAAAUAGCUUAAUCAGAAAUGAUUGGACCUGGACCCAGCUAUCAGAGGAACUCCCAAUGGAUUUUAUAGUGAAGCUGUUUUAGGCAAAGGACUCUAAAAAUAAUGUCUAGUUUGGAGUUUCAUAGCAAUGAAAAGUCUUUUUGAAGUUAAUUUUUCAUUCUUAUCUGAAAUUGUACUCUUAAAUCCAUACUGUUUAAUUCUUCCCCAGGGUGCACUUUUUCUUAGCCUGCAAGCAUCUAUUUGCUGUCUGCCACAUAAGGUCCACAAAGGGCUAGAUUUUGCUUCUAAAUUCAGUUAAAAUGAAAAACUGCUUUUUAGACUUUCAAAAAACUCACCUCUGAAAUCACAGGGCCUGGUUCUUUAUAGAAUAAUCUCAGUCUUUGAGGCUGGCAUACAUGAUCAUAUUAUAAAAUAUGAUACACAAAUUUGCUUUAAACUUACUAAUAUGUUAAAACAUGACUUUUAUGCUGCAGUUCAGUUCAGUUGCUCAGUCGUGUCCAACUCUGCGGCCCCGUGGACCUCAGCACGCCAGUCCCACUGUCCAUCACCAGCUCCCGGAGUUUACCCAAACUCAGGUCCAUUGAGUCAGUAAUGCCAUCCAAACAUCUCAUCCUCUGUUGUCCCUUCUCCUCCUGCCUUCAAUCUUUCCCAGCAUCAGGGUCUUUUCAAAUGAGUCAGCUCUUCGCAUCAGGUGGCCAAAGUAUUGUAGUUUCAGCUUCAACAUCAGUCCUUCCAAUGAACAUUCAGGACUGAUCUCUUUUAGGAUGGACUGGUUGGAUCUCCUUGUAGUCCAAGGGACUCUCAAGAGUCUUCUCCAACACCACAGUUCAAAAGCAUCAAUAAUUCAGUGCUCAGCUUUCUUUAUAGUCCAACGCUCACAUACAUACAUGACUACUGGAAAAACCAUAGCUUUGACAAGAUGGACCUUUGUUGGCAAAAUAAUGCCUCUGCUUUUUUUUUAAUGCCUCUGCUUUUUAAUAUGCUGUCUAGGUCGGUCAUAACUUUCCUUCCAAGGAGUAAGCAUCUUUUAAUUUCAUGGCUAUAGUCACCAUCUGCACUGAUACUGGAGCCCCAAAAAUAAAGUCAGCCACUGUUUCCCCAUCCAUUUGCCGUGAAGUGAUGGGACCAGGUGCCAUGAUCUUAGUUUUCUGAAUGUUGAGCUUUAAGCCAACUUUUUCACCCUCCUCUUUCACUUUCAUCAAGGGGCUGUUUAGUUCUUCAGUUUCUGCCAUAAGAAUGGUGUCAUCUGCAUUUCUAAGGUUAUUGAUAUUCCUCCCUGCAAUCUUUAUUCCAGCAUGUGCUUCAUCCAGUCCAUUAUUUCUCAUGAUGUAUUCUGCACAUAAGUUAAAUAAGCAGGGCGACAAUAUACAGCCUUGAUGUACUCCUUUUCCUAUUUGGAACCAGUCUGUUGUUCCAUGUCCAGUUCUAACUGUUGCUUCCUGCCUGCAUACAGAUUUCUCUAGAGGCAGGUCAGGUGGUCUGGUUGUAGGGUAAGGGAGUUAGAGAAGGCGAGGUUGGGAAAAAGAAUGAGAUCAGCACUUUACGGGAACAGAUCACCUUUAAUGAGGCGAGAAGGGGAAGCAAUCAAGAUUAGUGAGCUGCUGCAAGAAAAGAAAUUUUCCACAGUUCAUCGUGAUCCACACAGUCAGAGGCUUUGGCAUUUCAAUAAAGCAGAAAUAAAUGUUUUUCUGGGACUGUCUUACUUUUUCGAUGAUCCAACAGAUAUUGGCAAUUUGAUCUCUGGUUCCUCUGCCAUUUCUAAAACCAGCUUGAACAUCUGGAAGUUCACGGUUCACGGAUUGUUAAAGCCUGGCUUGGAGAAUUUUGAGCAUUACUUUACUAGCGGGUGAAAGUGAAGUGAAGUUGCUCAGUCAUGUCUGACUCUUUGCGACCCCAUGGGCUGUAGCCCACCAGGCUCCUCCGUCCAUGGGAUUUUUCCAGGCAAGAGUACUGGAGUGGGUUGCCAUUUCCUUCUCCAGGGAAUCUUCCCAAUCCUGGGAUCGAACCUGGGUCUCCCGCAUUGUAGGCAGACGCUUUUGCCGUCUAUUGUGCGGUAGUUUGAACAUUCUUUGGCAUUGCCUUUCUUUGGGAUUGGAAUGAAAACACUUUUUCCAGUUCUGUGGCCACUGCUGAUUUUUCCAAAUUUUCUGGCAUAUUGAGUGCAGUAUUUUCACAGCAUCAUCUUUUAGGAUAUGAAAUAGCUCAACUGGAAUUCCAUCACCUCCACUACCUUUGUUUGUAGUGAUGCAUUCCAGGAUGUCUGGAUGUCUGGCUCCAGGUGAGUGAUCAUACCAUUGUGAUUAUCUGGGUCGUGAAGAUGUUUUUUGUAUAGUUCUGUGUAUUCUUGCCACCUCUUCUUAAUAUCUUCACGUGCUUCUGAAGCCUAGCUUGAAGGAUUUUGAGUAUUACUUUGCCAGCAGGUGAAAUGAGGUGAAUGAAAACUGACCUUUUCACAUCCUGUGGCCAUUGCUGAGUUUUCCAAAUUUGCUGACAUAGUGAGUGCAGCACUUCAACAGCAUCAUCUUUUAGGAUUUUAAAUAGCUCAGCUGGAGGGUAACACUUAUGGUUAAAUAUUGACAAUUUAAAAAUUAACUCAAAAUUAAUUACGAAUUGUUAGAAGAACGAAAAUCAUAGCACAAAAUUCAGUCUUUCAGGCCCCGGGUGUGUCACUUCCCAAGUGUUAUCAGCCCCCGCUGAUAAGUAUAAAUAAAGUGAUACUUAUCACUUUAUUUUCUCAUGAAAUUGGAAUAAUACAAUGUGUACUUCACAAGGUGUAUGGGGUAGUAAUGAAUACAGCAUGUAAUGGACUUACCUAAUAAUAGCAAACAGUGUAGGACAUUUUAAAAUAUUUAUCAUUCAAAACAACCUUUAUGCAAUAGUGAUAAGACUAUAUUAGAUAGGUACCAGUUUUACAGAAAAUUAAGUCAAAUGGUCAAGAGAUGCCCAAAUUCAAUUUUCUAUCUGUAAUCUCAAGGGGGUAUGUAAUAGAGACAUUGCAAUUAUGUUGUGAAAGUGAGGAAACCAAGUUAGAAAACUUCUCCGCUUCCUCAAAUGUCUUAAAAUUUGGAACUUGAUUCCUACACUUCAGUUCAGUUCAGUCGCUGAGUAGUGUCCGACUCUUUGAGGCCCCAUGGUCUGCAUGCAGCACGCCAGGCUUCCCUGUUCAUCACCAACUCUCAGAUCUUGCUCAAACUCAGGGGUUGUGUUCAUUUCAGAGUUCACCGCAUACAGGUUUGUCUGCAGUUUGAGAAAUGACCGCUAGAGGGCAGGAGACUCAAACGAAGUUUACAUACAGCUCAAGAAUGAAGUUCUCUGUUGUUGGAGUAUUUUCAACUAAAUAGGUAACAAUAUUUUUUAUCAUGCAGUUGUUUUACCUCAGUUGUAUUUCCUAAAUAAACCCAUCUCUGCAGAUUCAGAAAAUAUUUCCCAAGCUCAGGUGAAGCACAUUAUAAAUAGAAUCUACUUGAUUUACAAUUUGUGGAUUUUCUCUGCAUCUACAGAUAAUAAACAGUAAUUCCUUUUGAAAUGCUGUCUAUUAAAAAAUUAACCCUCCGUUUUUGACCUGUUGAAAUAAAUAUGAAAAAUACCUUCUCUCACAUUGCUUCAAAGUAUAAACUUUUUGAAAAUUUAAAACGUGUUAUUGUAAAAAUAAUCUCACAACAUCCAGUUUUUAAUAGCGCCAUCAUCUAUCUCAUUGCUCCAUUGCACAGGUAAUACUGCCAAGUUUCUCACAUACUGCAAAAAUGGUCUCUGCACACCACGCAUAUAGAUGCAUAGGGAGGAGACCGGAAGUCACAUGCACUCACCCACCACAUGGGGAUGCCCAGAGGAAAGGGCUGCACGUGGGAGGGGCGUGCAGGGGCUUAGGGGUUCUCAUUCCCAAAGCACAGCCAAAGGCAGGGUUUGGCCUCCCAAAGGUUCAAUACCCUCCUUUUUCUGGACUCCGCACACCUCUUCUGGCUCUGAUCCUGGUCUCACUUCCCAGAUUGCCCCAGGAAGGGAUGAUCACUCAACUGCGUGAGCCCCACUUGAUGUGGGCACAGCUCAGGUUCCUGGCCCCCAGGUCCGGGGGUGGAUGCAGCAGGAUAAGCUCCAGGACAAAGGGCCUCGCUCCCACAUGCAGACUCAGCGAGGGGUGGUGGGGCAGCCUAGUUUAGCUUGUCCAGUGCCCGUGCAUGCAUCUAGCAGCGCGCGAAAGAGACCCACCUGGGCGAACCCGUGUCCAGUGUACUAACGGCUCCCAUCCCGGCGGUUACCACAUGAUGCCAACGGCCGCCGUGCUGCUACCCCACAACCCCAGGGACCCAUGGACCACCCCACACCAGUCAGCCUGGCUGAAGACCUGGGGACAUGAAGUUACAGAAUAACCUCCCACACAUCCUGCUGUCCUGGUCCCACUCUACCCCCACCCCCGCCACCAGCGGCCAGCUCCCUGCACCGCUAGGUCAGGAGGCCUGGAGGUGGAGUAGACAUGGGCCUGGGCAGGGGAAGGUCAGGCUGCCCCUUCCCUCUCCAUCUCUCCUCCAACCUCUCCCCGCACCAGGUCCAGCCUGUCCCUGGCUGGUGCAAGGGGCUGGAGGGAGCCCUGAGAGCAGGCAGUCCCACAAUGAGGUCCGAGUGUUGGGAGUAAUUACUGUUAUUAGGGAGCGCUCCCUGGCACUUAGGUCACCCCAAUUUAUUGAUGAGCCACAGCACGGAUGCUCAGGGUCACUUAACUCUUAAGUGACCAAGUCCAGCCAAACUAAGACGUCACAACGAAGUUGGCCUGUGACUGACCCCAGAGGCCACGCCCAAGAGGUGGUCCCCGAGCCCAGCCUUGGAGAGGAGUCCGUCUUGGGUGCGGGAGCAAGGGGAGGGGCACCGCAGGCCGGGACUCCCGCAAUGGCUCCGCCCACUCCCAUCUGCGGAUUGGACGCUCUGCAGGGAGGGUCUCAUCCCUGAUCCCCGGAGAUGCGGCCCGGUGCCCACCGCGUCCCAGACUCCCCGGGUCUCCAGGCUGCGCUCUGCUCCCACAGACUCCGGGAGUUAGAAAACAUUCCCAGGACUCGGAGCACUGGGUCACCAACGGGGAGCUAAGGCCACCAACUCUAGCCCAAGCACAGCAACUUGUAGAGGAGCAAAAAGAACUUCCCUCUGGCACCCUAAAGCCGCCCCCUCCCCUCCCCCACGCCAAGGGAGGAGUCUCGGGGGCCUAUCCUCCUCCCAGGCGCUCAGAGAGGGUGACACGAAGCCUCUCCCCAUUGCCUUGGGGGUGGCCUGGCCCAGCCGCCCCUGCGAACCUCGGGAUCCCCGCCUAGAUCCGGAUGGCAGUUCCAGGGGAGGUAACAGAGGCUGUAAAAGUGGCGAUAGACGUGGGCUACCGGCACGUGGACUGUGCGUACGUGUACCACAACGAGAAUGAGGUCGGAGUGGGAGUCCAGUCCAAGAUCAAGGAGGGCAUGGUGAGACGGGAGAACCUGUUUAUUGUCAGCAAGCUCUGGUGCACCUGCCAUAAGAAGCCCCUGGUGAAAGCAGCCUGCACCCGGAGUCUGAAGGCCUUGAAACUGGACUACUUGGACCUCUACCUCAUGCACUGGCCCAUGGGCUUCAAGUCCGGAGAGGCAGACUUGCCCAUGGACCACAACAGCAUGAUCAUCCCUAGUAACACGGACUUCCUGGACACGUGGGAGGCCAUGGAGAACCUGGUGGCCGCAGGCCUGGUGAGAGCCAUCGGGGUGUCAAACUUCAACCACGAGCAGCUCGAGAGAAUUCUGAAUAAACCCAACCUGAGGUUCAAGCCGGUGACCAACCAGAUCGAGUGCCACCCGUAUCUCACUCAGAAGAACUUGAUCAGUUUCUGCCAAUCAAGAAACGUGUCUGUGACGGCUUACCUGCCCCUCGGUGGCUGCAGUGGGGGAAUGCACCUGAUGGAGGACCCUACGAUCCAGACGAUCGCUCAGAAGCACAGGAAGUCUGCAGCCCAGAUUUUGAUCCGAUUUCAGAUCCAGAGGAACGUAAGAGUGAUUCCCAAAUCUGUCAACCCAAAGCAGAUUCUCGAGAACUUCCAGGUAUUUGAUUUUGAAUUAUCAGAAGAGGAUAUGACUGACCUCCUUGGCCUGGACAGGAAUCUCCGUUUGGCCACGUUCCCCAUAACUGAAAAUCACAAGGACUAUCCCUUCAGAACAGAGUUCUGAGGACCCUGCUCAGCCCAGAGGAAUCCUUGCUGACUCAGGGCAGCCCUGGACAGGGCAGGGGACUCAGCUUGAUUUGGGUGGGUUCCCUGAGAAGUCCCAAGAACUGAAUAUGGUCUGUGCCUGAAGGUGGAGGCUUCAUGAGAGCGGUGAUCGCUCUCCACCAAGACCCAUUCAGGUUUUAGAAUCCUAGGAGCCCACAGUGUGCUGGGUUCUCACAAGAGUGCUGGGUGGUCUACACCUUCAAACAAGGAUAUUCAAUGACUCAUGAAUAAUUUGCCUUCCCAUUAAAAAAAAAUUAUGUUAUGGAAAUGUUGGAAUAGUCUACAGUAUAAGGAACCUCCACCCUCUUCACUCAGCUUCAGCCAUUGUCAGUCCCUGGCCCUUCUUGCUUUGUCUCUGAUCCUCUGUUCCCUGCCAAUACCCCCAGAUGGUUUUAAAGCAAAAUCCUUACACAACACACAACAAAAUGGUGUGCUCAGCAGCCUGCCACUGUCCCAUCCCUCACUGAUGCUAACGUACUGCCAUAGGGGACAGGUUUCCAUAGCCUGGGAAAAAUGAUUUCCAACCUGUCUAAAACACAAGACAAAAGUAAUAAAGCCAUAAUGCAGUUCUUAUAAAUAAGGAAAUGAUAAAUUCCCAGUUUAAAAGGGUGAUAUUGGAGGAGCACAGUAACAGUUAUUGAUUACUUACCACGUUGUGCUGUGUGGUUGUGUCCGACUCUUUGUGACCCUAUGGACAAGCUCGCCAGGCUCCUCUGUCCAUGGGAUUCUCCAGGCAAGAAUACUGGAGUGGGUUGCAUGCUCUCCUCCAGGAGAUCUCAACUCAGGGAUCGAACCAGGGUCUCCUGCCUCUCCUGCAUUGUAGGCAGAUUCUUUACCACUAGAACCACCUGGGAAGCCCACUAGGCAUUUAAUUUGCAGAACAUGCUGAAUCCUCUUAAGAAGACAGGUACAAGGUGGCUGAAUAAUUCCCAAAGAUUACGUGGUGUGAAAGUUGAAGCUAGGAUUUGAAUGUCCAAAAACCAGGGAGCAAAUUAAUUAUAAUAGAAAUAAAAACUGAAUUGACAGUGAUUUUCCAGUUUGUCCCCCCCCCCCCAAAAUAAAAAAAAAAAAUCAACCUCCAAAACACUUGAAGUAUUUUGAAAAAAUAGCACUUUCAGUAACUUUGGGUAGGAUUAUAAAUGUAUGUAGAUGCUCCUGGAAGCAAUUUGGUCUUAUAUUUUAAAAUCAUUAAAAAUGUGCAUAUUAAUUGGUAGCAUUUGAGCCUUUAAGCAUUGAACUUUAGGAAAAAAGAGGGGUUCCCCUCCAAAUUCUCAAGUUAGAGUAUGUUGCUAUAGAAAAGUUAUAUUUAUGCUUAAUCAUUUGCAGUUGUGGGAAAAAAUUAAAAUUUGAAUUUAAACACACUUCCCAGAAAGGAAGGACUGUUUUUCUCCUGGUCUCAUCCCCUCUUUUUUAAUUCCGCCUCCCGCCCCCCUCAGUAAUCUUGUUUUGGUAACAAAGUGAAAGUGAAAGUUGCUCAGUUAUGUCUGACUCUUUGUGACCCCACGGACUAUACUGUCCAUGGAAUUUCCCAGGCCAGAAUAGUGGAGUGGUUAGCCUUUCCCUUCUCCAGGGGAUCUUCCCAACCUGGUGAUUGAACGCAGGUCUCCUCCAUUGCAGGCGGAUUCUUUACUGUUGGAGGCACCAGGGAAGCCCAAGAAUACUGGAGUAGGUAGCUGAUCCUUUUUCCAGCGAUCUUCCUGACCCAGGAAUCAAACCCAGGUCUCACGCAUUGCAGGUGGAUUCUUUACCAACUGAGCCACCAGGGAAGCCCCCUGUUUUGGUGUUCAGUUCAGUUCAGUUCAGUCGCUCAGUCGUGUCCGACUCUUUGCGACCCCAUGAACCGCAGCACACCAGGCCUCCCUGUGCAUCACCAACUCCCGGAGUCCACCCAAACCCAUGUCCACUGAGUUGGUGAUGGUUUUGGUGAUAGCAGUGCCAAAUCUCAGGACUGGCAUCCAGUUUCCAAAGUUCAUUUCCAUAGAAGAGGGUGUGUAUUCAUUCACCUCCUGGUUUUCAUGGCCCAGACUGUUUUUAUUCCCAUUUCCUCCAGCCUGUGCUCUGGGCAGAAUUUUAUUUUUGGAUUCCACAGAAAGUAGGGAGGGCCCAAAGCUAGAGCCACAUCAAAAUUCUUCUGACUAGAAAGGAUUGCAAAAGGGAGGAGAACAUGUGGAGCUGAUGCCAAGUUUUCAGUGGCUCUUUUUAAAGUAAACAUUUUCUUUUUUUUUUUUUUCUUUUUUGUCAUGUGAGAUCUUGACUGGGGAUCAAACCUCUGCCCCCUGCAGUAGGAGAACACAGUCUUAAUCACUGGCCCACCGGUGCAGUUCUUAAAGUAAACUUUUAGUUUGAGAUGAUCAUGGAUUCACUUGCAGUUCAAAAAGAAUACAGAGCAAGCUUGUGUCCCCUCUAUUCCUCCAACAUUACUGUCUUUCAAAACCAACAGCCGUGUGUUGCAACCAGAAUAUCAACAUCCAUGCAACCUACUGACCAUGUUCAUAUUUUCCUAGAUUUGUGCUGGGUGUGCAUUUAGUUGGGCUUGACCUGUGACUCAGGGGUAAAGACUCCACCUGCAAUGCAGGAGACCCAGAUUCGAUCCCUGGGUGAGGAAAAUCCCCUGGAGGAGGGCAUGGCAAUCCACUCCAGUAUUCUUGCUGGAGAUUCCCCAUGGACAGAGAAGCCUGACAGGCUACAGUCCAUGGGGUCACAAAAAGUCAGAUAUGACUGAAGUGACUUAGCAACGCACGUGCAUUUAGUUCUGUGCAAUUUUUUCACACAUUUGUUUCAUGAGUCAUGACCACAGUCAGGACACAGGACUUUGCCAUCAUCAUGGGCAUCCCUUUUAUAACUGUCCUCCCCACUUCUGCCCCAGUCCCUCCUCUGGUUCUCCAGCUUUCUUGAGGUAUAAUCAACAAACAGCGUAUUUUAAGUGCAUGGCAUGGUGAUCUGCUAUGAAGUGGAAGUGUUAGUCGUUCAGUUGUGUCCGAUUCUUUGCAACCACAUGGACUGUAGUCCGCCAGGCUACAUGCCAUGGAAUUCUCCAGGCAAAAAUACUGAAGCAAUAACCAUUCCCUUCUCCAGGGGAUCUUCCUGACCCAAGGAUGGAACCCUGGUCUCCUACAUUGCAGGCGGAUUCUGAUCUGCUAUCCAGGCACACUGUGAAAUGAUAUGAGUUAACUCCCAUCGCCUAACAUAGUUCCCUUCUGA
This is a messenger RNA of Dama dama (fallow deer), 11011 nucleotides long. RefSeq names its product aldo-keto reductase family 1 member E2 (gene AKR1E2). Gene Ontology annotation, cellular component: cytosol. The transcript is spliced from 11 exons. Gene Ontology annotation, molecular function: aldose reductase (NADPH) activity. The record is from RefSeq and is a predicted model, not a curated record. Bases 6900 to 7769 code for a protein of 289 amino acids. NCBI's taxonomy places the organism in Eukaryota, Metazoa, Chordata, Mammalia, Artiodactyla, Cervidae.